Molecule: messenger RNA, 954 nt
Organism: Auxenochlorella protothecoides
Lineage: Eukaryota; Viridiplantae; Chlorophyta; Trebouxiophyceae; Chlorellales; Chlorellaceae
Exons: 5
Coding region: 1-954 (317 amino acids)
Cellular component (GO): extracellular region
Molecular function (GO): chitin binding
Source: RefSeq, a predicted model, not a curated record
AUGCGCACUUACGCGCGGGCCGCCUCGCUGGUCCUUGCCCUUGCCGUGGCUGCCUGCUUGCUGCAGCGUGUGGAGGCCCAUGGCUACCUUGCUGUGCCUCUCUCGAGGAAUGCCCUGCACAACACCGACUACUGCAAGCAGUGCCUCAACGCCGGAGGACCGAGCGCUUGCAGCGCCGGUGGGUCCUUGGAGUGGCCGGCUGGUCGCCAUGGAAUGUGCGGGGACCCUUACACCGGGGAGCGGAAGCACGAGUACGGCGGCGUCUCCGCCACCGGCACCAUCACCGGGACCUACACGGAGGGGCAGGUCGUCAACAUGACGAUCGUGAUCACUGCAGCUCACAAGGGGCGUUUCAUGUUCAGGGUGUGCGUCAUUCAGGACCCAACCUCGGAGCGCGCGGAGCUCACCGAUGAGUGCCUCAACCAGCACAUCCUGAUGCAAGCUGAUGUGGCUGGAGCCCAGAACGCCGGCAGCCCCUACUGGUACGAUCGUGGAGUCGGAUCCUGGGACAUGGCCUACCAGCUGCCCCAGGGCCUCACUUGCGAUGGCGUCAACACGCGCUGCGUGAUGCAGUGGUGGUACCUCACAGGCAACUCCUGUGAGCCCCCAAACACCGACCCCAAGUACGCCAGCCCACAGCUGACCAAGUGCGGGACCAAUGGCGCCUACCCUGAGGAGGUGAGACUCGGGAAACUGAGCCCCCCACCCACCAAGAAGUCGCCCUCUCCCAGCACCAAGAAGUCCCCCCCUCCCGCCGCAUGCGCCGCCAAGGAUGCCACCUGCGGCUGCUCUGGUGGAAAGACCGGCCUCUUUGCCGACAUUGCCGGCGGCUGCGAGGGCUUCUUCAACUGCGGUGCCAGCGGCGCCUACUACAUGGUCUGCCCCGCCACCACGCUCUUCAACCCCGCCACCAAGAACUGCGACUGGCCGUCUGCGGUGACCUGCAAGGCCUGA